AUGAAGUAUAUCUUCACUACUCUGUUACUGGUCUUCGCGACCCUGGCCCUGCCGACUGAUUUCUCGAGUCAGGAGUCCACCACUGCCGCGACUCAACAGGACGGUAUAGGUGUUGUUGUUGGUCUGCUUGAUGAUACCCUUGGCCUCGGUCGACGUGGAGAUCUAACUAGUAUCCAGUCGUCUGUCAAGCGUGACAAUCAAGACGCCCAAGAGGCUACUGCGAAAGACUUUGAAGGUCCUUUUGGUCCGGGCCUUCCGAAUGGUGUUGCAUUCUAG
Aspergillus luchuensis is the source of this 276-nucleotide messenger RNA. RefSeq lists its product as uncharacterized. Bases 1 to 276 code for a protein of 91 amino acids. Lineage: Eukaryota; Fungi; Ascomycota; Eurotiomycetes; Eurotiales; Aspergillaceae. The record is from RefSeq and is a predicted model, not a curated record. The transcript has 4 exons.